CCGCUACACUACCUAGGUACUCGAAGGUAUUUUCGUAAUGGAUUUUUUUAUUCUAUUACAUUAUACUAUAUAUGUGUCGGACAGUUACGUCCGACAGUAUCUACAGAUCUGCUAAUGGCUGAUCGACGUAAUGUUAGGUUGGCCUACACCGUCAUGUGACUCUAUAUUUAUUAAUUAACAAGACCGAUCCUACAUUUGGUUUACUGCUUGACCCCUCGCUGCCAGUCCUGCUCCAACCCCUCUUGCAGUCCGCUCGAGUAAGACCAGCGGAUUGCCAAAUUGGGCAGCAGACUCACGGCAACUCCCGAAUAUAUAUGCUUCUAUGAAUUCCAUCUCUAUUUCCUAUAGGCAAUGCCCUUAGAGACUACCAAGAAAUCCUACAAAACAAGUAGCCAUGUCAUUUGUAGGUUCUGCCCAAGGGCCACGAGUUGUUAAACGGUCAAGGCUUCCCCAGCGAAGACGGGAAAGUGACGAUAUACGUCUGGGUGUUCUCAUCCUCCAGUUCAGCUACGUAGACCUCAAAGGUCUAAACCAAGAAGCGAAGCAAGUCAAGGAAGCAUUCGAAUCUAUGGGGUAUCUAUGCGAGAUAUACAAAAUCCCAAAUAGUGAUUCCCAGAAUAAGGCAGAAGAAAAAGUGAGAACCUUCCUAGAUGGGGAGGGACAAGAACUACGAAUCGUCUACUACCACGGACAUGGCGGAUACCCGUCCCAUUCGACCGGACUGGAAUUUUCUAGUCACAACAUACCUACAGGCGAGGGGGCGUCUCGCGAUGCCAAAAGAUUCCGGGACGCGAUUGAAAGCGCCUUAGCUUCCAAGAACUGGAAGGAGCUUGAAGCCAUCAGGGAUGAUCCACAAUACAAACGGUACGAUGAUGUCUCUUGUGUACAAUGGGACCCCAUUGCGAAGAUUAUCAUGGAAUCAGAUCAUGAGGUACUGGUGAUCCUGGACUGCUGCAUGGCUGGAGGGGCCUCUCUAUCGUUACUCAAACGUGCUGUUAAGGCUUUCGAUAACAAGCCAAGAAAGUCUAAGGCAGCUAAGGAACUAAUUGCGGCAACUGGAUGGUGGUCGGAUACGGACAAGUAUAUGAGUCCAGCUCUAUGCAGUGCGUUAAGGAAAAUAGGCAAAGACCGUAAAAGUAUUCCAGAGCUAGUCUUGAUGAUUGACGAGGAACUCGCGGAGAAGACCGCCCGUGAGAAACAGGAGCUCUCGAAGAAGAGGAACGAACUUGACCGUAAAUGGGACCUGUUAAACCAGCAGUCGAGUGCAGCAGAUAGAGGACAACUAGAGGACCGUGAGACCCAAGAGAAAGCGCUCAAAUGGGAUUACUUAAAGCUCGACGAGGAAGAUCGCCAGGUUAGCGACGAGGAAAAGUUUGCCCAGCAAGUUGUGCAUCGGCGUAUACAAAUCCCGACAGUACCGGGAAAGGAGCUUACACUUACGCAUCGGACGUUAACCAGGAAGAUUCGACAGGCUUAGAUUUUCCGAAUGUUCUUUCGUGUAUUGGAUAUGGAUUUUUGAGAGCCCAAAAGGCGGCAUACAGCCAGACACGAACACGACACGAACACGACACGAAUCUGGCACAGAUAGGUGCCUCGCAUGGAAGUUAUGAUCCCUUGCUCUAGUAGUGCGCAGAUGCUCGUACUAUCGUGGCACAGAUGACUGACGGCCUACCAAUCCCUCAACGAACCGUCUGUAUCGCCCGAUUGACAUGUUACAGCGUCCGGGUUGGAAUGAAGU
This is a messenger RNA of Daldinia vernicosa, 1738 nucleotides long. RefSeq lists its product as uncharacterized. Lineage: Eukaryota; Fungi; Ascomycota; Sordariomycetes; Xylariales; Hypoxylaceae. The coding region runs from base 395 to 1477 and encodes 360 amino acids. The record is from RefSeq and is a predicted model, not a curated record. The transcript is spliced from 3 exons.